Molecule: messenger RNA, 2612 nt
Organism: Diatraea saccharalis (sugarcane borer)
Lineage: Eukaryota; Metazoa; Arthropoda; Insecta; Lepidoptera; Crambidae
Source: the annotation of a GenBank genome assembly
AUGAGAAAAAGAACCGCUGAUUUAAUUGAACAGAAUACUCCUCCUUCAAGUCCUGUACCAAGUACUACUUCGUCAUUUUCACGAGUAAAUGCUGGCAAAGCUACAGCAGAUAGAAAUAAAAGGGCAAUGAAAAGAGAGAACUUAAAUUUAAAGGCUAAGGUUUUACAGAUGAAUCAAAAGUUAAAAAAAUACAGAAUGCGUAUAAAAAGACUGAAAGCGAAACAAAGAAAACAAGUGGCAAAUGGAACAAAUUCGAACUCAUUGAAUUUAAAAUGUUUAGAACGAACAUGUACGACCUGUCAAAAUGAAGAAAUUAAAUUAAAUACCUUAAUUAAAGAUGGCUACAUUACUUAUGAGAGAUGGGUUACUAAAAAUAAUAAAAUAAUUGUCAAGGGAAUGGAAAAGGUAUGCAAAAGGUCCGUUAAAGAAAACGUGAAAACUACUGUUACAUCUCUUGUACACUUGUUACAUAUAAACUUACCGGUAUACAUGAAACAUGUGGGUAAUUUUGUUCAUCAAGUCAGGUCAAUCCAUGCUCUUAAAGAAAAACUGUCUCCUUCAGAAGGUUUGUUGCAUAUAGAUUUUUCCGAAAACUAUAACUGCAAGUACAGUGCUGAAAUUCAAUCUGCCCACUUUGGCGGCUCUAAGAUUCAGUUAUCACUUCAUACGUGCGUAUACUAUAGUAACAAUUCUCAGCCACCUGAUAGACAUUUGAAGACGACAUCAUUAUGUACAGUAUCGGAAAAUUUGAGACAUGACCCUAUAUUAAUAUGUGCGCACCUAAAACCUGUUAUGCAGAGAAUAAAGCAGAUUAGCCCGGAUAUUAUAAAAUUGCAUGUACUUAGUGAUGGCCCUUCAACACAGUAUCGAAACAAGUCGAUGUUUUAUUUGAUUGCAAAUUAUGUAAGUAAAGAAUUAGACGUAGAGGCUGUGAUUUGGCAUUUUAGUGAAAAAGGUCAAGGGAAAGGUGCUCCCGAUGGAGUGGGUGGAUGCGUGAAAAGAUUGUGUGAUAACUCUGUUGCAAUAGGCACAUUCAAAAUACACCAGCUUACAUGGAGUCGAAGGGACCCAUUUAUAAUACACGCAAGACGGCUGAGCUGCUUAGAUUGCCCGGAAGAUAAAAAUUGCUCACAUUUUGAAAUUGGACAAAUACACAUUCAAUAUGACACAUCCAAUAUAUAUACACCUGAGUUACCGAGAUCACCGGCGGCUGCGUCUGCUAGAAGUAGUGCAUCUCCAAUCAAUAUAGCCACUCCCGAUGGUUCAACUGAUACAAUCUCAACCAAUCGAUCGUUCUCGCCAGAAAGUCCACCAGCUACACCUGAUAAUUUUAUGUUACAAAAUCCUCCUGUUUGCCCAAAAAAGAAAAAUAGGAGCGUCUCCGACAAUUCUGACAGCUCUGAUUAUAUUUUUGACCCUCCGCUAGCUAAGAAACCACGACGUUUCAUUUUACCCGAGACAGACAGCGAAAUUGAAUCUACCUUCUAAGUGUUUUCCAAAGUGAUUAGUGAUUCGUUUGUUAUUAAUAACACAUUAUAUAUAAAAAAAAGUUGAUUAGCGAAUUCUUAAAGAUAGCUUCGUGAUUACUUAUAAAAGUUUAAAAUAAAUUAUUUGAUCUCUUUCUUUUAAAAUGAGUCUAGUUUUAGUAAUAUGGUCCACAGAAAUUCUCUUCUGUGGACAUAUUUUAAUAUUUUCGUAAGUGACAAAAUAUCGUUCCUCUUAUUGUUUCGUUUUUACUAUCAGAAUUAAGUGCACUAUGACCUUGUUUUUGAUUAAAAUUUAAAAGGAAUAUGUCAUUUCUCUUGAAACAAGAUACAAUUAAUGUCUUUUCUGUGGAUUAUAUCAUCUUUUCUGUGGAUACAUAAAUAUGAAAAUUUGUCCUAAUUGUUGAUAUACUUUAAUUUGAUCUCGAUUUAUAUUUUUAGAUAGUUUCACUUGAUAUAAUAAUAAUAAAUACCAAUUUUGAAAAAGAUUCAAUUCAAUUUUUAUUUUUGUCCUUUUAAAAGUUUUAUCUUGAGCAAUACUUUCCUUCGAAAGGUACGUUAAGCCGUUGGUGCCGGCCGCAUUUGCAGUCGUUAAUACCCUCCAAUCCGCAAUGGGCCAGCGUGGAGGGUCAUGGUCCAUCCUCCUUAACCAUCCAUAAAGAAGGCCUGAGCCCCUGCAGUGGGGACGUAAAAUGGCUGGUGAUGAUGAUGAUGAUAUAGGAUGAUAUUUAACUUAUUGGUAAGUUGACUAUCUGACUCUAUUUAUACGAAGGGUCGGUAAAAUCAAUACACGUGUUCACAGGUAUGAGUUAACUUUUAGACUGUUUUAAUCUUGAAUAACGCUUUACAAAUACAUAAUUGUUUAUAUAACAAAUAUCACAGAUUACGUUGCCACAGUGGACGUCAAAGAUUAUUAAACAGAUGUGCCACAGAAGGCCUGUGCUCCUGCAGUGGGAACGUUAAAAGACUAAUGAUGAUGACGAAUAAAGAUUAUUGAUUUAUAACAUGACACGAAGUUUCUCAGGUCAACUAGAUUAACUAAAUGUUUAGAUUAACAUUUACAACCAAUAUGAUAUUGUUAUUGAUUAAUAUACAUGUUUUGACAUUUUCGUUGUUUCAUUUGUCACG